AUGCCGAUUUGCGUGUGGGCCAUUCCAGAUGAAAUUGAUCCUGCGGACAUCACGGCUUUAGCUAGUGUACUGCUGCUGGAACCACAAUCCCCUGGUGAUAUCGACAUGGGUCCAGCCUCGAACCCACUUUUCCCUGCGAAAGAGGUUGAAGAAAGUAACAUGUCGCGGUUCUCCUCAACCAUUGGAACAGCCAUCAUGGCAGCACACUUCCAAACCAGUUUUGUGGACUUAGAAGUCCCCUUCGGAGUGGGUCAGCCAGAGGUUCUACAGGCGAUCAGGGAUACUGCCGCCAGCAUCCCCUUUGAGCUUUUCGAUAGCAUCUCUCCAGCUGAGCCAACCCCAUACCGCGGAGUCGUGACCUACGUUGCUCACUCGAGCGCGCUUGAUGGACUAGGGCAGGCUUCGGUCGUUAUCAAUCUCUUACCGACUGGGGGACCUGUCUUUGCGGCCACAUUACCCGCGACACUUCGCUUCUCGGAAUGGGCAAGAUUCAUGUGCCCAAUGCUUCCAGCAGGCACAUUUGAAGUCGACCUCUUCGUCGGCCACAACCGGACUCCGCAUCCCGUUGAUGAGCCGGUAAGACUCUCACACGGCACGGUCCUGACAGUUUGUGAGGUAGGCCAUAUGCACAGGCACUGCCCAACACAGGAAAGGUUGUUGAGGGACCCAUGCCGCUGGAAAACCUCACAUCAUGCAGAGACAGGUAUCACGCCGACCGGCUUCUGUCUUUUGUACAAGUCUCAACGGUGGUUUGUUGAGAGCGAGCCGUCCUCUCACGAACAUUUACACGAGAUCGCAGCGGACACUACUGGUCGUAUCAGGAGCGAAACCCGACUUGAAUUUGCUUCGCAGCCGCCAGUGAGCGACCUGUGCCUACACGGACGCAGAUGUUGGGGUCUUGCUAUGCUAGUUGACCUUCCCCCUCCGGUUGUGGCCAACACACCCCAGGCUGCGGGGUUCAUAGUUUUCCUUGAUUUCAGGCCGCUCGGAGUGAGGCCCUUCGGCUGGCUUCAGUACUCGCCUUCGUUGCACCUCCCCACGGUUCUCACUUCCUUAGAUAAAGAAUUGCCACAAGGAGUUGAGAUCGAAGUUGUUGGCAAGGCUCGCAACGGCUACUAUGUCGAGGUAACUGCAGGUGAGGUCCUAACAUUUCAGGCUGUUCCAGACAGUGAUUACAGCCUCCCUGAUGCUAGUGCCAUGUCAGACCACGUGUCGGAAGACCACAGCAGUUCCGAAGUGUCCUCUUGUGCCGACACUCCGCCUCAAUCUCCUCCAUCUGGUUCUGAGGAAUCUGCAAGGAGCAGAUCUAGCAGAGGAGCCAGAAACGCCAUUGAUGGAGGAAUUGGGGAGAUGCCAACCCUCGAUGUUUUGCCGAGCGCCACUGAUGAAAUAGCGGCAUUCGAGUCUCUACAGCCAGCUGUGCGCACUGCCGCGGAUAUCAAUGCACUUGCCACCAGCCUGCACGUGUCUCCACCUGAUCCUUCCUAUGCAGAUGCCGAUGCACAUAGAGCGGGCUGUAUGUCGGUAGCGGACUUUGUCAUCACGGACUGCACCUUCCAAAUACACAUCCCGCGGUAUAGAAGCAUCACUGUGAAGCACCGUCUUCGCCUGCCAUGCAUGGAGCAGCAUGUUCUGGAAGAACUUGUCACUGCCUCUUCUGACAGGUUACCACCCUUCUUUGACCGACUCGUGCCGACGCAACCUCAGCUUGGCAGAGACUUCGGUUCACUGUUGUUGUUGCCGACCUGGCACAAACUGACAGGCAGGUGCACGGUCCUGUUUGACCUUCAUCAUCUCGGCGGGCCGAUUUUUGCGCAGGUUGUCUCUGGUCCCGUCACCCAUUGGCAAUGCCGACAGAUUGCCGAAAGGUUCAGCACAGGGCCAUGGCAGCUCUAUGUUGCAGGGGCAACGCGCCCCCACAUCGGCACUGAUGACUUUUAUGUCGCUGAUGGAUGGGUACUUCAAUUCAGGGCUGGGGGCACCCCACCACAGUGGUUCGCCUCUCUUGCGCCACGUUUCAGUGGACCUGUGCACUGGCCUGCUGAGCCGUCUGUUCCAGCCAGUGCGUCAGAGGAUCUCAUACUCGCGCUGCAUGGUGACCGCCACACCAUAAUUGAGAUCACAGCCUCAACCGAACAGAGUCUAGCGCAAAGGCUAGCUGACUUGGUCGACAGAGCGCAAGACUCGGCUCUCUUUGUAUGCCCACUCGGGAGUCAACUUAGUGAUGUAUGCUCUGGAGGAUGCAAUUGCAGAGGGGUCGUUGCGAUCCACCCCAUCCGCGAUAAUCCCGAACGGAGCGGCAGACUCCUUUUCCUAGACGGCCGGCCAGCCAAUGAAGGCAUCAUGUUCACCUACACCCAUGAUGUCGAUGACCCGCUUUUGUAUGCCGAAUGGCUUGGACUUAGGUCGCCCACGCUGCAUCACAUCGUCUACGCCCGCGUGCCAAAAACCCAGCAUGAAGAAGCGCCUGAAGGUACGGUCUUCAUUUUUGGAUAUCUGCCAAAUGCGGCACGAGAUGACGAAAGCGCAUCGCAUACCGGCAGCAACUCCGUCCCUCCUGAUGACAGCACAGGCCAUCCGUCGGACGAAGCCGAUGCCCGCCAUGCACCUCCGCAUACGACUGAGUCCAACUCAGACACAGGUACGGACAAUACUGCUGGGCCAAUUGCAGUGCAGUGCUUCACUACCGGCCAGUGGGCCUUUCACGGUUGCUCCUCCCAAUUUGCCUACACGGAGGCUCUUUCUUGCGAGUUGUUCCAUCUGCUCGGCCAGGAUGCUCGACUUGUUUGGACCACUAGGCGCAGGUUUGAGGUCAAGCCCAAGGCUGCCGUUGUCGACACGAUUUCGUGCCAGUUUCACUAUGCCCGUGUUGUCGAAGACGAAUUCCCGUCUACAAAGCCACGACACACACAGGCAAAACUGCUCUCUGAACCACAGGGAACGACGCCGGCAGCCAAUCAGCACAUUGCAUGCCUUCGCACGCUUACCUAUAGCCUCGGGGGCAGGUGGCUCCGAGACCCAGCGCCAGGUUGGAUUGAUGAAGUCAUUGGGCCGGAUUCAUUGGACGAGACUUCUUCAGCCGAAGAAGAAGGUGAGAUCUUCACCACCGUCGGUUGCAUAAUCCUCAAAGAUGGAUAUUCGGCGGAAGUCGCCAGUAUACUUGUUCGCCUUCCAGCCACGACUGAAGAAACCAGGAAAUGCGUUGCGGCUGCCAGGCGUCGAGACCACAGCGAUGCCUUUCCCGCCUUGCUUGAUGUUUUGCCGCAACCAAUCCCUGGGAACAUAGUGUAUUUAGCUGGCCCGCCUUGGGCUUCCGACCAACAUGGCCACUGUUUCAACCUGACCCUCUUGGAUGGUAGGCUGUUCACUGUGCACGCACCUGACUACAUAUCCAGGCACGAAUUGGUCCUCCUUGCCCGUCUUUCACCUGACCGACAGGUAGACGUGUACAUAGGAAGCGACGAGAACCCUCUCAUAGGAGAGGUCCCGGUCCAUCUAUUCCCUGGCGUGCUGAUUUCCUUCCUCCCCGCAGGUGCGGAACUGCCACCCUUGCCUACGCUUGGGGAACAACUCCUCUCCCGCAGUAUGUGGUGUGCCGAGCCUUUUGUACCUGGGGUUGACGAUCCCAACGCGUGUUGUAUAGUCGAUGGCAAUUCUCACCACCUGCACUUCCAUGAUCCACAGCAGCCCCAGCGAUACAGGGAACACAUUGCAAGAGCGGUUGGGAUCAACCUAGGCUUUCUGAACGUGCAUGCCGCACGCCCAGCGCCACCGGACGUUGACCUAUUCGGUUAUAAGUGCCACAGUGUCCUUGCGACAGCAGACAUUAGCCUCUCUGAGGGCGCCCGACAUGACACGCUUGCUCUCCUCGAUUGCAGGCCAAUCCAACGUGGUUGGCGAACAGUGUGUGUACCCAACCAGUCCGUGCCAUUCAGCUCCAUUUUUGAGCUACUUGGCCGAGGAGUGCCCCGUGGAAGAGCUGUACACAUUGACACGCCGAUAGGCCAGGACGGAUGUGUGAGGCUCCAUUCAGGAAAGGUCAUUAUCGUCAGUUUUGUACGAACAGACGGUGACCACCAGCGCCCCAGUGCGCCGGGUACUGGUGAGCUCGCCAGUUCCGCCUCCGAGUAUGGAGGCAAUGAUGGGUCCGAGGCACCUGAGCCUCCUGACCGCGCCGGCGACAGAGUGAUUUCCGAGAGUGGCCAACCUACUGACUCCGCCGCUACGACCAACGGCCUUGUAGAGGUGCCUUUCUUGAUCUUCGCGCAGGACUACUGGCCUGAACUUGUGCUGCCACGGCUCUCUACCGCUUGUGGACAGGCGGAGGCCCUUGAGACUGUUGCCCAAAUACGCCAAGCAGAUGCCCAACGACGCAGUCCGCGCCUUGUUGGGGUCUUUCCGCAACCCCUUUCCCGACAGGCUUGCCUACUUGCCUUGCCAAGGUGGGCAUAUGCAGGCGUUGCGGUGCUGAUAGAUAAUCAGGUCCACCCCAAAGGGAUCUUUGCCAACAUUGUCCUAGCAAAAUGCACGAGAGCCGACAUUUUGACUCUUGCCGCGCUCCCCCCUGAAGACGCUGGCCUAUAUGUCUUUGUGAAAGACGUACCAUGGGCCAUCCCAUCAGACACCGAGGUGUACCCGGCGGAGGGUGAUCUCCUCACCAUAUGCAAUACUCUGUCAGCCCCAGCGGCGUUGGACCUACGGGGACUGCUCUAUUACAGCAGGCACUGGGACUGCAAUCCUACCCUCCCAGGGGACCAGCUAGAUGUCAACUGGGUCCUUGCCAACGGCCCAUGCCGUGCCGCUGCUGUCCCUGCUGAUGCUUUUGCCGCAGACAGUGCUGCUACCGCAGAGGCAAUUGGUCUGACCUCCGGAAGCUUCACUCUGAUCCCGUCAUCACCACCUGUCUCUGACCAUGCUUGGCGGGGACAAGCAUGCCAUAACGUCUUUCUGGCAUGUGAGACAACCGAUCUCCAGGGAAGGCAAUCGGAAAGUGGAGGACUGGCGCCUUAUACUCUUAACCUGCGACCAAUCCUCCUCUAUGUAACAUGGGGACUUGCCCAGUCAGGCAGAGUUGACGUGCUUGAGCUUUGUCAAAGACUCACUCCGCGCUGCCCCACGGAUCACCAUAUUCGAAUCUAUGGAGGGGAGGCCGAACGAGCCACAGAUAAUCAUUUCCGCGCAGUUCGGGCUGGCACUGUACUUCGUGCUGAGUUUCAGCCGAACUACCUCAAUGUCAUUGUACUUCCAGAAACCGAACGUGCCUACGUUUUCACACCAUCUGCGCGCCAUGAUGCGCCUGCUCCCACAAUUGACGAUGGGCCCCAGGCAUCGAGCUCAACACCAGGCGGCUCCACUGCAGUGACCACCAGUACACCGAUUCUCCGAGGAGGAACAUCGCGAACAUGUGCUGGUAACCAUGGGAUCCACCUGUCGAAGGACUCUAUACGAGUUCCAUUGGAGAAGACGACGUACAUGUGUCCUGAAACUAUUCGAGAUGAAAACGCCAUCCGUAAUGGCACAGUUUCGGAUACCCCUGUUUUCCGUCUUUUCCCUAGCACAACCCAGCAGGAUCUCCUAGAUGACUGCCGUCCAGCUCACUCCACACGACCCGCUGUGCAGCGAGCCCUCGGAACAGUUACUUCCGUGGCCGAGCAUACCCUCCCUGCGCUGUUCGCGCUUGCUGUCCUCUACUUUGCUCUUCAUUGUGCUGCGGAUCAGAGGUCCAGGGUAUGGGAUCCACCGAUUCUGCUCGCUAUCUGCAGCGCGGGCUGGCCACACAGCUCCAGGCGACCAACCAGAUUUCUCCUUGUUUGGGGAUUUGCUUGUUAUGCCGUUGGACAAGCUGCUGCUGUGCAACUCCCAUUCCAAGCUUCGAUUAUCACAAACAGAGCUGACAUUGAGCUGCCCACCAUGAAAUCCGUGCAUCAUUUCCCGCCUGCCCGAAGCCACAGGCCUACCCCCACGCCUGCCCGAUCCAACCGUCUUCCAGGCCAUGACCUGGGCCUGGACUGGAAUGAUGUGCACGAGUGCGAAGUGAAUACCCUUGUCACCUUGCUUGAUGAAUCCAUCUUGCAGCCUGAGUCCGAGGUUCUAUACCUCUCCAGUACUCUCGUCGAGACGCUCCAGGAACAUUUUGCAGAAGGCGUCACUAGCCUUUCGCAGAGGCAGAGCACACAGCCAUCCCGCGAGGUACCUAUUGUGCGCCUAGCCCCCCAUGUAGGCCCGAGGUCAUUUGAUCUAACUGGGAUCAACAUGCGGAUAGGGUGCACCUUGGACCAUAUUGCGCAGUUGCUCCACCACGCACCAUGUCCACUGUGGCCACUCCCUGAGCAACACUCUGGAGUCAUUGCAGAAUGGAGGUGUGCAAAUCCUGAUCUCGACGCGAAGCUCGCAGUCGGCGAGUGUAGUGCUGUCAUUGUUUAUACCGAUGGAUCCUUUGAUGGACUGCAUAGUUCGUGGGCUUUCCAUGCGACUGCGCUUUUUGCUGACGGUUGGCAUAAUCUUGGCUGGAUAGGAGACCGUGUUCAGCUCGGUUCCGAUGAGCCCACAUUCAUUGGAGCGCUUUCUCAUGGCGCGUUAGAGGGAGAGUUGUCCGCUCUGUUUUGGUGCCUGACUUGGCUUCUUGCCUUUCCGGCCGCAACCGAAGUCACAAUUUACUCCGACUGCACAACGGCCAUCGGCCUAACGAGCGGCUCCAUUGGCCAAUUUCGGGGGCAUGACAUUGCACACCUUUGCCGUGCUGUAAUGCAAGCUUUACAAGCGGCUAAGGGACCGACACCGGCCGCUCUCCAUCACAUCCGCUCCCACAUAGGCCAUCUAGGCAAUGAGGUCGCGGACCGUCUUGCCAAGCUAUGUUGUGGACCUGCUUCGAGUGGCAGAGCGUGGUCCUCACACCCAAUCUGCACCUUUGUGCGCAGGGGCUGGAUGCCUUGGCUGUGGCUCUUUCUUGAUGCGAACGCUAAUCCGCACGAGUGGCCGAUACAGCUUGCCGAUUCCUUCAUUGAUCAGCCCAGUACAGAGAUUGAGCUGCCCACCCGCCGCGAAUGCGAACAGAUGCUGGGCCUGUCUGCCCCAGUUGAGCCUUCCUCCCACAAGCAAUGGUCCAUCAUUGACGCUGUUCUUCUGACCGUCAACGUGCAGUCCUUGCAUCCGAAAGAGGUCGCUCCAGGGCAAGACUCACCCGCUGCCCCCUUUCACGGGCGUGCGGCCCUUCUCCGCGAGCAGUUUGUCGAGUAUGGCGUUUGCAUUGCGGCCCUUCAGGAGACACGUGCGCCGCGAAACGAGACCAUACAGUCAAAGACUCACAUUAGAUUCUGUAGCGCGUGUGACGAACAGGGCUCCUAUGGUGUUGAACUUUGGUUCUCACGCACAGUGCCCUUCAUGCAACACCCAUCCGCGGAGAUUGCCUUUCAGGUUAGUGACUUUGUUGUGGUCCACUGGGACCCCCGUAUCCUCGCUGUGCGGUUCGCACGGGCCUGCGUCCGGCUGCUGUUUGUUGUCAUUCACGCACCGACGAACUCGUCACCUGAACGUAACAAAUGGUGGCAUGACUUCCGUGGCCUUGUCUGCCGCCUCAAACAGGAUGCGCAGCUGAUCCUUCUGGGAGACUUCAACUUGCAUCUUGAUAGGCCGCAUGCCAAUCGCAUCGGAGAACUUACGUGGCAUUCCCCUGUUCCCCCACCGCAGAUCUUCUACCGGCUUCUGGAGGACGCCGACCAGUGGAUCCUUUUCAUGUUGUCAUCCGGGCCCGACGGACACCUGGCGGUCCCCAGGACGCCUGAGGGCCGGGCGAAACUCCAGCAGAUUUGCCUGUCCCUGCCACAACAACCAUGGGAUAUGGACGUACAUCGCCAUGCUGCCAAAAUCGAAGAGCAUUUUCGUACAUUGCUGCCGGUGGCCUUCCCCACCCAGAGAGCCCGCCAGCAGAAAACGUACUUUACGCCGGUGACCUGGCAGCUACGCAAUCACCGAGCAUGGCUGCGCAAACGCAUACAUGCUGCUUCGGGCUUUGGCCAGAAUUUCUCCCUGGCAUGUGCUUGGAGACAUCUGUCCGCUUUGCGCCACACCAGUGGACAGUUGCGGUCAGCGAUUCGCAGAGACACCAAGGCAUAUCUCCAUGACAUCGCCGUCAAGGCCACGCAAGACCCCACGAAGGACACCGUGCAGCGCCUGCGGAUGCUCACAGGAGGACCUAGAAGGAAACAGAAGGGGAAUCGUCCACUACCUGCCGUUGAAGUCUCCCCAGGGACCUUGGCAUCCACUCACCGAGAGGCCAAGCAGAAAUGGAUUGCGCAUUUCUCUGCAAUCGAGGAUGGCCAUGUGCAGGACCCAAUGGAGUUUGUCCACGGCUGCUAUCAGCGACAACAGGGGAAAGACCUGUCCGACUACUCCAUUGACCCCACCGACAUUCCGAGUCUGCACGAGCUAGAGUCUGCACUUCGCUCAGCAAGCACAGACAGGGCCUACGGACUCGAUGGGAUCCCUGGGGAAGUAUUGCACUAUGGAGGACCCUACAUAGCCAAGGUCGUAUACCAACUCCUGCUUAAGUCUGCGUUCCGCCUCUGCGAGCCAAUCCAGCACAAGGGAGGCACGUUAUACUUUAUCUGGAAGCACAAGGGACCCAAACAAUGCUGCAGCUCCUAUAGGGGUAUUCUAGUGUCUUCGGUUAUCGGAAAGGCGCUGCAUAAGACCGUCCGUAACCGUUGUGCCGCUCCCCUUGCCAACAGCACGGUGCCCUUACAGGUCGGAGGGCUCCCACAGUACCCGGUCACGGUGCCGGCCCACGCAGCUCGCCUGUUUCAGUCAGGCUGUCAGUCGAGACGAAGAUCACAUGCUAUCCUUUUCCUGGAUCUGCAGGAGGCUUUCUACCGCAUUAUCCGCCCACUCAUUACGGGAGAUCACCCGUCCGACUCCGAGGUUGCGCGCAUAUGCGCAGCCGUUCAACUCCCUAGCGGCACCAUGCAUGAGCUCCGGGAAUUCCUUGGAGGCCCUUCACUCCUGAGAGCUGCCGGAUCAAGCGCAUGGGCAGAUGGAGCUGUUGCUGAGUCGUUGCAUGACACGUGGUUCCGACUGCCAGACGAGCCGGAAGUUGUUGUCACACGCACAGGCUCCCGCCCGGGAGACUCGCUCUCGGACAUGGUCUUCUCGUUUCUUUUUGCAAAGGUCCUACAGCAGGUUCGAGGGGCCCUUGAGCGAGCCGAACUUCUUGCACACAUCCCUUGGAGUCCACAUAUGUGCAACCGCAUCCAACCCCUUGACUUUGACCCCCCUCAACAACUUGGAUUGUCGGAUGCAACAUGGAUGGAUGACCUUUCCAUGUUCCUCAUGGGAGAGGAUGCACCUUCUUUGACCAAGGCCCUUGGCUUUGGCACGUCCUCCCUCAUUGACGCUUGCCUCCAGAGGGCGUUGGUGCCCAACCUUUCCAAGGGCAAAACGGAGGCCAUCGUUCAGCUCCAUGGGAAAGGAGCAAAGAGUGAACGCCGUCGCAUUUUUGGAGAGGAUGAUGGAACCUUGCCCCUCUCAUGCAGGCUCUGGCAGGGAGCUAAGCUGCGGGUCGUUCCAGUUUAUAGGCACCUGGGUGGUUUCCUCCAACAUAAUGGUGGUCUUAGACAUGAGAUUGCCUUCAGAUGUGCACAGGCAUGGGACGCCUUCAACAAGCGCAGACGGAAGGUGUUUCAGUCGCCCCUCGUCUCAUCGGCUGACAAGGCAAUCCUCUUUGACAGUCUGAUUUCAACUGUCAUGUUCCAUGGGUCUGGAACCUGGACCAGAAUUACACAGCAGCACAUUGACUCGCUUGACGCUGUCUUAAGACAAAUGGCGUGCCAGAUGUUAAUACCAGCUUACUCUUGCGAGGAUGCGUGGCAUCUUGGGACAGCUUUAGCCAUCGCCAAAGCUGGAAUUCCACGCGCAGCUACGUAUCUGCACGCAUUUCGGCUGCGGUACCUUCUGUCAUGCAUUCGGCUUGAGAUUCCAGAAAUCUGGGCCCUGGCGCAUUGGGAGGUUGAAUGGCUCGGGCUGGUUAGAUCAUCAGUGCAAUGGAUGUGGGAACAUACGGAAACUUCCGGUGACCGGCCCAGCGAUGGGCCUUCCUGGGAGACAUGGGUAAGUGAGUGCCGCACCUCCCCUCGAAAGUGGAAGUCCCGCGUGCGCCGUGCCAUAUUGCAUGCCAUUCACAUUGAACGAUGCCAGUCUGAUUACGACUACCACUGUGGCCUCCUGUGCAAGCAGCUCUGCUUGAUCGGGGCCUGCCCCCCGACAACCAGCCCCCGUACCGACACCAGGUGCGAGAUUUGUGUGAGAUACAUCACCGAGGGCACCCAGUGCCCGCACUGCCUUCGACACUACGCGACCAACGUGCGAGUAGGCAGCCUCAAGGCCCCGAAGGAACACCUGCACUGCGCUCCAACCCUGCAGGCCUCAGGCCCCUCCCAGCCCGCUCUCAACGGACCCAUUAAUGAUGAAAUGGAGCGUCCGUCGGCCGAACUCCUCGAGUGCCUCUCACAUAUUGAUUAUGAUUCCAGGGCCGCCGAGAUACCCGAGGAGGAGUUUUGGGAACGCAUCCGGCUUUCCUUCUCUUCCGUUUGCCUCCCGAUGCGGAGGCUUCACAUCACCCUUGAGGUAUGGGACCGCUCGAUGCAGCAGGGACAGCAUAUGCACUCCCUCGCCGUGAGCAACCGCGUCCGUGACGCACUGCUGUGGCUUCGUUCGGCCGACCUUGCCAGCUGGCUGAUCCAGGAGUCCUUGUGCAGACUGGGGCAGGGUCUGCCAUUGGAUUUCUUGGAGACCCCUGACGAGGCUUGUGGAUUUUGCCUCAGCAUUGUCGGUCUGUGCCAGAUUUCUGACACCAAGUCAUGCCCGGCCUCUGUACGAGCUCGGUCUUCCUCAUCCCUUCACUUAGCAGGGGACAUCACGAGACUUGCCCUUCAACUUUGGUCCAAGGGUGUCAGAACAUGCCUGACUGCUUCAAAGGGAGCGGGCAUCGAUAUCGACAUUUUGUCGCAGCUCAAGGACAUUCGUUCCUUUGAGCAUGCUGGACUCGUCACAUUGUGGACAGGAACAGUUGACGAGCCAGCAUUGUUGUUUCACCAGUGCAAUUAA
Symbiodinium sp. CCMP2456 is the source of this 11097-nucleotide messenger RNA. The record is from the annotation of a GenBank genome assembly. NCBI's taxonomy places the organism in Eukaryota, Dinophyceae, Suessiales, Symbiodiniaceae.